Molecule: messenger RNA, 595 nt
Organism: Limulus polyphemus (Atlantic horseshoe crab)
Lineage: Eukaryota; Metazoa; Arthropoda; Merostomata; Xiphosura; Limulidae
Product: serine proteinase stubble-like
Exons: 3
Biological process (GO): proteolysis
Molecular function (GO): serine-type endopeptidase activity
Source: RefSeq, a predicted model, not a curated record
AGCACAGCAGUCACCUUAUGAAAUCAAAGUAAACCUAGGAGACUAUGUCUUAAACUCUAAAAUAGAGGGACUGCCAAAUGAAAUGUUUGGUGUGACCGAGGUCCGGCUGCAUCCUAACUUCAGAUUCACCCCACAAGCGGACAGGUUCGACGUAGCAGUGUUAAUUCUGGACCACCCGAUUCACUAUAGGGCCAACAUGCGCCCUAUUUGUCUUCCUGACAAGGGCGAAGAUUUCCUUGGACAGAUGGCUUACGUCACUGGCUGGGGUGCACUGGAGCCAGGGUCGAAACUCCGUCCGAAAGUUUUGCAACAUGUGCCUGUUCCGGUUAUCAACAACCAAGUUUGCGAAAUGUGGCACAGUCUUCAGGGGAUCCAGAUCCGUAUCCACGAAGAGAUGAUGUGUGCUGGCUAUGAAUUCGGGGGCAUGGACGCUUGUCAGGGUGACUCAGGGGGUCCGCUAGUGGUGAACCAAUUUGGGGUCUGGUACCUUAUUGGAAUAGUGUCAGCUGGGUACUCCUGUGCCAAACAUUAUCAGCCUGGAAUAUACCAUCGAGUUAGUAGCUCAUCAGACUGGAUAUCUGCUAACCUUGUUUAA